GAGUGAGCUGCUGGCUGCUGCUGCUGCGGCGGCUGCUACCAUCUCUUGAAAGGGGCGAUUCCUUGAGGAAUCAAUAAUACAGUGAUUUUCCUGUCGUAGGGUUCAGAAGCCCUGCUUGUUCGGAGCGCGUCUGAAGUGAAGAAGCGGUUUUAGGAUACUUCGCGCGUCACCGGAAGGAGGAUCCAAGCUUUUGGGGGAACCUGAAACCAUGUCGAACAGAGCACAAGGCGGACCGGGUAACGGCGCGACGGCCGGCAAGAUCUGUCAGUUCAAGCUCGUUCUCCUCGGAGAAAGUGCUGUCGGCAAAUCCUCAUUAGUUCUUCGAUUUGUAAAAGGACAAUUCCACGAAUAUCAGGAGUCGACCAUCGGUGCCGCUUUUCUCACGCAGACUGUUUGCUUGGAUGACACUACUGUAAAAUUCGAGAUCUGGGAUACCGCUGGCCAAGAGAGAUAUCACUCUCUUGCACCCAUGUAUUAUAGGGGAGCUCAGGCUGCCAUUGUAGUAUACGAUCUGACGAACCCGGACACAUUUUCCCGCGCGAAGACCUGGGUUAAGGAGCUGCAGAGACAGGCGUCUCCGAACAUUGUCAUUGCUCUGGCCGGCAACAAGGCUGAUUUGGCUUCGAAACGAGCCGUCGAGACAGCGGAAGCUCAGGCCUACGCCGAUGAGAACCAGCUGCUCUUCAUGGAGACUUCAGCAAAGACGGCCACGAACGUGAACGAUAUAUUUUUGGCGAUCGCCAAGAAGCUCCCCAAGAAUGACGCAGCGAAUCAACAAGGACAGCGGUUAAAUGUGGCUCAGAGCGCAGAGAGCAACCAAUCAGGCGGAUGCUGCAAGUAGAUGCUAUCUCCUUCUCCACCAUCCACAGCACCAUCUUGGGGAAAAAUAAGGAAGCAUCAGCUGUCGACGCAAAGUCUGACCGUCAAUGUGAUUUUAACUCCCGAUCUUUGCCUCCUCGUGACCACACACCAUACCACCAUCGCCACCUCUGUGCAGCACGAUUCGCUCCCUCGAUCGAAUGAUUUGGUAACAACGACCGUUUCGUACCAAGAAAAAACCCUUCAAGCAAACAAACAAACAAACAGAUAGACAAGAAUGAAUAUGCGUCGUUACUCCAUGUUAGAUCCUUCUCUACGAAAGCCUCUCUUGUUAGCUCCUAAUCACGAACUGUCCCUCCACCCCUGUUUGCACCAAAUGGCGCCCACCUGUCCCGCCCGAAUCCUUCCCGAUCAUCCCUACCCUGAAAUGACAUAGUUACUCAAUUUCUCGAGGUUACUGCUGUUCAGAAUAGACGAGUCGAGUCCGAACUGAUUUCUCUUUUGGUUGAGAUGUAUGCAGCAGAGAAGGUGCACCUCUUAGGUAAGCAACAAGGUGGAUACGCUGGAACGGUGGGAGGGCUGUUACCAAUAGCGGUGUAGUAAUUGAGGAUGGCAAGUAGUAGGUAAAGGGCCAUUAUUAUUAUCAUGAUGGAGGGCGGAAACGACGACGAUUAUCACUACAUUUAUAAUUUACAAAAUGAAAGGAAACCAUCGGUGACUUGGGUAUCGAAUCCAUCUGGCGGGAACGGUUCCCACGAGACGAGAGCCGUGGAUGUGGUUUUGGGAAAGACACGUGCGAACGGGAAACCAACGGCGAGACGAAUACUGAGGUUGACCUCGUCGACCCCUGUGCGUUUGAUGGAGCUCUACUGAUGAUUUUCUAUGGAGGAUGGGCAGAUUCAUAAACUCAGGCGGGAGCGAAGUUAAAGUAGGAGCGAGAAGCGGAAGAAAUUGGUGACCGACCGGACUUGAUGAAGUAAAACUACCCAUUCCCCCUUUUAUGAAAUCAAAUCUUGAUCCCUUCAUUAGAGAGCCAAGAGAAUGGAGGAAAUUCCAGCACCCGACAGAACUCGACAUCGAGUCCAUCAUUCCCAUCAUCAUCCGGCUUACGCUUACUGCAUUAUUUGAUUUUCAGCCCCCUUGAUUCUCUCCUGUUUUCAAACAUAGAGAUCUUAGAGCAGGGAAGGUUGAAAGGAGGAGGAACGAUAUUGAAUAUAUAUAUGAGUAUAUAAAAAAGUCGGAAGUAAAAAAGAGCGGCAAUAGAGAAAUUGAAACAUGUCGAAGAGUGGAAAUUCGAAGGAAGUGAGACGUUGGGGAGAAAGCGAUUGCGCAUCGAGAAAAAAAGUAUUACUCUUUUGAGCGCAGAGGCGAGACCACCAACAGCGGCAUCAGCAACUGCAUGAUCCUUACGAGCAAAAAAUAAAUACAAAAAUUUGCAAAC
This is a messenger RNA of Galendromus occidentalis (western predatory mite), 2260 nucleotides long. RefSeq names its product RAS oncogene family member Rab5 (gene Rab5). The record is from RefSeq and is a predicted model, not a curated record. The transcript has 5 exons. Bases 209 to 841 code for a protein of 210 amino acids. Gene Ontology annotation, molecular function: GTPase activity; GTP binding. Lineage: Eukaryota; Metazoa; Arthropoda; Arachnida; Mesostigmata; Phytoseiidae.